GAGGAGGGGAGAGCAUGAGAGAGGGAGGGGAGCGGAGUUGGUGGAAGAGAGGCGAGUGGUGGGAAGCCAGGAGCAAAACAUUAGCCCUCGUUUCUCUUCGUAGUUUGGAGAUUUUCUUGUUUAAUUCCCAGGUCGCAGCUCAGCCGGGACGCGCCGCAGGAAGCCAGGACGCACGACCGGUAUGAUGAAUAGAUAGCGGAAGGAGAAAGAGGAAGAGAAGAUGUCGUUCUUUGGCAUUGACUGUGUCAGGAAGAAAGAGAAAGAGCUGGAGAGGAAACUCCGUGCUAACGACCGCGAGUACAACCUCCCCUUUAAAUAUGCAACGAACGCCAUCAAGACCUCCAAGUACAACCUCUUCACCUUCCUACCUCUUAACCUGUUUGAGCAGUUCCAGAGGAUCGCUAACGCCUACUUCCUGUUUCUACUGGUGCUCCAGGUGAUUCCUCAGAUCUCCUCUCUGUCGUGGUUCACCACUGUUGUGCCUCUGGUCCUCGUGCUGUCAGUCACCGCUGCCAAGGAUGCCACUGAUGAUAUCAAUCGCCACAGGAGCGACAAUCAAGUCAACAACAGAAAAGUUCAAGUCCUUAUUGAUAGAAAACUACGGAGCGAGAAAUGGAUGGACGUCCAGGUGGGAGACAUCAUCAAGCUGGAAAACAACCAGUUUGUCACUGCUGACCUCCUGUUGCUCUCCAGCAGUGAACCUCUCAACCUGGUGUACAUUGAGACAGCAGAGCUGGAUGGAGAGACUAACUUGAAGGUGAGACAGGCCCUGACUGUGACAGGAGACCUGGGAGACGAUAUCGAAAAACUGGCAGACUUCAACGGCGAGGUAUGCUGUGAACCCCCCAACAACCGCCUCGACCGCUUCACAGGAACGCUAACCUACGCCAGUCAGAAAUACUCGCUGGACAAUGAGAAGAUCCUGCUGCGAGGCUGUACCCUGAGGAACACCGAGUGGUGCUUUGGACUGGUGCUGUUUGGAGGUCCAGAGACGAAGCUGAUGCAGAACUGUGGGAAGAGCACGUUCAAGAGGACCAGUAUAGACCGUCUGAUGAAUGUCCUAGUGCUUUGUAUUUUUGGUUUCCUGGCCUUCAUGUGCACCAUCCUGGCAAUAGGAAACUGCUUCUGGGAGCUGAACGAAGGCUCAGAGUUCAUAGUCUUCCUGCCCAGACAAGAUGGCAACAAUGCUGCCUUCUCCGCCUUUCUCACAUUCUGGUCCUACGUCAUCAUCCUCAACACCGUGGUGCCCAUCUCUCUCUAUGUUAGUGUGGAGAUCAUUCGGCUGGGGAACAGCUUCUACAUUGACUGGGACAGAAAGAUGUACUACGCACGGAACGACACCCCCGCCGAGGCUCGUACCACCACGCUGAACGAGGAGCUCGGCCAAAUCAAGUACGUGUUCAGUGACAAAACAGGGACACUCACCCAGAACAUCAUGAUUUUCAACAAGUGCUCCAUCAACGGCAAAACUUACGGGGAUGUGUAUGACUACACAGGUCAAAGACUAGAAAAUACUGAGCAUACAGAGACGGUGGACUUCUCCUUCAACGCGCUGGCUGACCCCCGCUUCGUGUUCCACGACCACUCCCUGGUUGAGGCGGUGAAGCUGGAGAACCCAGAGGUCCACAGUUUCUUCAGACUGCUGGCCCUCUGCCACACCGUCAUGGCCGAGGAGAAGAAGGAAGGUGAGAUUUUCUACCAGGCCCAGUCUCCAGAUGAGGGAGCGUUGGUAACGGCAGCCAGAAACUUUGGAUUUGUCUUCCGCUCACGUACACCAGACAGCGUUUCCAUCGUGGAAAUGGGACAGCAGCGCAGCUAUGAACUCCUGGCCAUCCUGGAUUUCAACAACGUCCGCAAGAGGAUGUCCGUCAUAGUUCGGAGUCCAGAAGGGAAGCUCUCUCUCUACUGUAAAGGUGCAGACACUAUCAUCUAUGAGAGGCUGCAUCAGUCCUGCAGCAAGCUGAUGGACGUCACUACAGAGCACCUUAAUGAGUUUGCAGGGGAGGGCCUGCGUACUCUGGCACUGGCCUAUAAGGAUCUGGAUGAGGAGUAUUUCAACCAGUGGAAACAGCGCCACCAUGAGGCCAGCACCGAACUGGACAACCGAGAGGACAAACUGGACCAGCUGUACGAAGAGAUAGAGAAAGAUAUGCUGCUGCUUGGAGCAACAGCCAUAGAAGACAAGUUACAAGACGGUGUACCUCAGACUAUUGAGCAGCUGUCCAAAGCCGACAUCAAAAUGUGGGUUUUGACUGGUGACAAGCAAGAAACUGCAGAAAACAUUGGAUACUCGUGCAACUUACUGCGGGAGGAAAUGAACGAGGUCUUUGUCGUCUCGGGCAACUCACCUGAGGAUGUCAGACAGGAACUGAGAAAUGCGCGGACCUCCAUGAAACCAGGUGCAAUGGAGGAUUCAGUGUUUCUGCCAGAAAGGACUCUGGGUAAAAGUGUGAAAGUGAUGACAGACGAGGUGGUCAAUGGAGAGUAUGGCCUGGUUAUCAACGGACACAGCCUGGCAUACGCACUCGAGCGCAGCAUGGAGCUGGAGUUCCUGAGGACGGCGUGUAUGUGUAAGGCAGUGAUCUGCUGCAGGGUCACUCCUCUGCAGAAGGCUCAGGUGGUCGAGCUGGUCAAGAAGUACAAGCAGGCAGUCACACUGGCCAUAGGAGAUGGCGCCAACGAUGUCAGCAUGAUCAAAGCGGCUCAUAUUGGCGUGGGCAUCUCAGGUCAGGAGGGCAUGCAGGCCGUGCUGUCCAGCGACUACUCCUUCGCCCAGUUCCGCUUCCUGCAGCGCCUCCUGCUGGUGCACGGCCGCUGGUCCUACCUGCGCAUGUGCAAGUUCCUGCGCUACUUCUUCUACAAGAACUUCACCUUCACCUUCGUCCACUUCUGGUACGCCUUCUUCUGCGGCUUCUCUGCACAGACAGUGUAUGAUGAGUGGUUCAUAACACUCUACAAUCUGGUGUACACAGCACUACCUGUACUGGGAAUGAGUCUGUUUGAUCAGGAUGUGAACGACGUUUGGAGUUUCCAGCAUCCUCAGCUCUACGUUCCCGGUCAACUCAACCUGUACUUCAGCAAGAAGGCCUUCUUCAAGUGUGCCCUCCACAGCUGCUACAGCUCCUUGGUGCUCUUCUUCAUCCCCUAUGCAGCCAUGCACGACACCGUGAGGGGUGACGGGAAGGACAUCGCCGACUACCAGUCCUUUGCCCUCCUCACCCAGACAUGUCUGCUGUUUGCCGUCAGCAUCCAGUUGGGGUUGGAGAUGUCUUACUGGACGGCAGUGAACACUUUGUUCGUGUUGGGCAGUCUGGCCAUGUACUUUGCUGUCACAUUCGUCAUGUACAGUAACGGCAUGUUUCUCAUGUUGCCGUCAGCCUUCCCUUUCAUAGGAACAGCCCGAAACUCUCUGAACCAGCCGAACGUUUGGCUGACGAUCUUCCUCACCUCCAUCCUGUGUGUCCUUCCUGUGGUUACCUACCGCUUCCUGUGGAUUCAGCUCUGCCCCACCAUCAAUGACAAGGUGAUGUUCAAGGUGAGACAGGCCAAAGCAACACCUCCCCCUCCUCCUCGACGCACCCGCAUCCGCCGCACCAGCUCCCGCCGCUCAGGCUACGCCUUCUCGCAUGCGCAGGGCUACGGGGACCUGGUGACAUCGGGCCGGUUCCUGCGGCGUCCUGUUGUGUCGCGAUCUUCAGGUUUCACCCACGUGGGUCGGACCACCACAGGCUUCAGUCCCAUGGGACGAUCGGCUGGAUACAGCCCGACAGGACGCCCCCAGAAUACCAAGGUCCUGGAUGUGGAGGUGACAUCGCUGCAGAUGUACAAGACUAUCAAAGAUCCUGCCCUCUGACAGACAGCAGGUUGAAUUAUGGAGGGUAUUUGGAGAAGAUCUGGGAGAAGGAAUAAUGCCAACUGGACAUCUAUAUGCAGCUGGCAGUCGGAGGUGUUUAACACGCCCAUGUGUACAUUUGUUACCAUGAAGAACAUGCUCAGGCUCUCCAGAGAACUUCAUUACGAAGAUUUAAAAGGUUUGAAAAGUACAUGACUUUUGCUCCAAGCAUUUCAUUUUGUAGUAGUUUAUCAAAGGGAACUACAGCGAAAUGUGUAGUCACUUCUGAUGGGUAUAUGGAUCACUUUCCUUAGAUCAUGAACACUCAUGAUCUAAGGAAAUGCAGAGCCAUUAGAUGAUAGGUUGACAGAUGAAAUCUCUCGGACACUAGAAACAGUAACAGGACGAUUAAUUUUCAGAUAGAAACUACCACAGAAGGGAAACAUUUCAUGAGAAGUGUCAUGUUUACAGACUUCCCAGAUUUUCUUAACCCUUAGAGUCCAGAUGCACAGUGGAGCUUUGUGCAGAGGAUUUAACCAGCAAAGCAUUUUGCAUAAAAAUAUUUUAAUUUUUUAAGUGUAUUUUUAAAGCAUUUUAUUUUCCUAUCUUGAAAGCUGCACAAACAGUUAGCACUUUGGCAGCGUCACAUGGCAGUGGGAGAUAACUGAACGUUUGAAAGAUCGUAAAGGUGUCGUAAACUGCUCCCAACAAACGUUCAUCGUCUCGGCGGCUCGGGGGAGGAGAAGAUAUGGCAAGAAAACACGUUUAUGCAGCAGGAUUCAGCAUUGUUGGCCCAACCAGCUUUUGGCGGACAUUUUUCCUCUUACAGUGUGUUUUGUUUCAUCACUUUCUGUGUGCUGAAAGAAUUUCAUGCAACUUAAAUGAAUUUGUGAAAAUAACUCUCCAGGGUCGUUGCUGGGCAGAAGAGGACGCCCUUCUUUGUAGCAGAUCCUAUUUUUGAUUUACACUCAAAACACAGGGACAUUUAAAUUACAAUCAUCCGUACUGCUGUGCAAUGAGACGUACUUUAUACUUUAAGGGUUUAUAAGUUAUAAGUAAUAGUUUAUUAUUGAUUAGAAAAUAAUAUAUUAUUGCUUUACAGAUAAGAAAUACGCUAUUAAUAAGAACAAUGUUUGGACUGCAAGGCUGUGAAAGCUCCCUUUUGAAAAUGUAUAUCUUGACAGGUUAUUGGGAAGUGAGAAACCUACAACCUACUUUAUUUGUAACAGCAGACCUGAUGGCUAAUUAGGAAAUGAGUCAUGAAGGUCAGUUUUUCAGUUCACUCUGUCAACCUGACUGCAUGGCCUUCAACUGAGAGAGGAAACCAGGCAAAGGGAUUAUUCACAGCCUGGCAGCCCAAACGUUGCUCUCUCUAAUGGCUUUAUCCUGAUCUGUCUAUUUAUUAACUAGUAAUAAAGUCGUCAGUUAUGAUUGAUAAACAAUUUAUAAAGAAUGCCUUUUUACAAAGUGGUACCAGAUCUUCUACAGUGCAGCUUUAUGGGAGCAUGAAAUGUCUAAAAUGUGCCUCAGUUUUAAGGUCUUGGGUUUACAUUUUGAGUUGUUUUCCAAUUAUAGAACCUGCGAGUCUGAGGCCCUGUUCAACUGUAUAUUACGUGGAUAUCGCCAGAUCAUGUUUAAAGGGAUUGUAGUUCAAUACGUGACCCCGAAUGUGUCUUAAAUGCAUCUCGAGUGAUCACUUCAGAUCAGAUUUAGCGUCCCCACCGAUGUUUGAUUUUUGUCUGCGACUGCUGGCAAACUAACAAAAAAGAAAAAUGCACUUCAUCAAACAGCAAGAGAAGUGCACUACGCCGGCUGUGUAGGAAUUAAUCUUGAGUGAGUUGAGUUGUUUGUUGUAGGAAAAUCAACAACAUCUACCUGUGUUUGGGAGGUUUAUCACACUGCACACACACUACAAAGUUAACUGGGUGGCCCUUUUAAUCCUGUCAGGGACACAUUUGGGUUCACAUGGGUCCAGAUGUCCUGGAAUAUCUAGUUCAUCGUCUUCAGUGCAGUUUUUGGAGCGUUCACACCUGCAGUCAGAGUUAACAAUGUGUGAUCAGAUCACACAGGCAACAUUUUGAGGUGUGAACAGGGCCUAAAAAAACUGAUUAGAUAUUUCCCAUGGGGUUUUAGUUGCGCUGAAUUAUAUCUCAUUUUAAAAUCAGUUCAUCAGAUCUGCAUCACAUCAUGCUUAAAUUAUUUCAAAAUCAUGUAUUUGCUUUAGCAACAUGCUGUAUAUCUGAUGAUCAACUUGGUGGUUAACACUAUUUCUGAUCAGCAAAUUAAAAAUGCAGUGUAUCUCAGCUGUUAUCUGGCUUGCUUCCAACAUCUUUCUCUUCGAAUGUUGUAUCAGCUUACUGAAAAUAUGACCUAAUGUAAAUGUUUAAUAUUAAAAGGAAAACAUUUCCUAUACUAUGCAACACAGAAAUAAUAAUGACAAGAAUGUUAAUGUUAUAAAAAAUAAGUUUUAUGCAACCCAGUCAAGGACUAGCAAUGUUUUUAAGUUAAGCAAGCCAACACAUUAUUUUAUACAAUCAGGUGGUUUUUGAAAUGUCAUGUUCAUUGUUUCAGUACAAGCUGAGGAUGACAGCUGGACAUUUGCUUCUGUAGGUCCUGGGAUCAGUCUUUAAUUUAUUAUUUGGUAUGUGAAGGUUUAAAGAAUAGUCCAAAUGGAAGUGGUUUCAUAAUUGUACAAUAAUAAUAAUAAUAUUUGAUAGCUGCCCAUAUUUUUUAUGCAAUAUGCAAUUACUGGUUUUAUUCAUUCAUCAGCUUGAAUUUAAACCAUGAAGACGGCUGAUGGAUGCCUUGUCGUCAUAAUGUUGUUGAAGCAACUGCAGUGUUUGCAUCUGAACAUCUGUGGUACCGUGUGAUUCAGUCAGUUGCUGCCCAGAGUUGAAUGUACUAACCCCUAACCCUGGUGCUGAAACCAAAGAUUUUUUUAAGGCUUUGUGUGUCUUCGUUUACUCUAAAGUAAAAGUGUUGCUCAUCAAACAGAAGCUGAUGCUGGAGGUCAGUGUGGUGAAGCUGGUUUGUACCACUGACAGCACAGUUCUUAUUUACUGUAAAGUGUUCUUUGUGGACAUAUUUCAAAGUUUGAAUAUGCAGAAGAAACAUUUAUUGCAUGUUUGUAAAACUGUUGCUGUCAUUGGAUCUUUGCCCAAAUGUUUUUAAAUCAAGCUCAAAAUCAAAUUUAUGUUGUAUAUUUUCAGUCUUUUAUGGAAUGGUCUGGUAGUUAGUCCAGUUUUGUGUCAAAUGUUACCAAUUUCAUUGUAUUGUGGUCCGUUUAACAAAAGCAAAUUGAGCACUGCUUACACACACAUCACAGAUAGUGAAAGCAAAUAGCAGAUAAAUAUGCAAGUCCUACAGGGCUCUUGCACGCUCAUUUAUGGGUCACAAAUAUGGCAUUUGUUUUGAUUAGUGAAAUGUGUCAUAAUGAGCUCAGUGAAAUGAGCCCCUAAAUCACGUCAACAGAGCUUUGUCUGCAAUAUUAAUGCAGAAUAAAGUCAUCAAGAGUGGCUACUACACAGUCCACUAAUGUUUUGCAAAUCUUUUUCCAGUGUUUCUGUGGUACUGUCCAAAAUAAAUUGUAGCCAUAAUGAAAACUUUAAAUAUUUAUCAAUAUAUUACUAUAAUUAUAUCUCUAGCCCUGAAGACUGAAACUUUAACAUAAGGGAUUUUUGAUAACUAUUUCUCAAAAAUGACAAAAAAAAAAAUCAAAUGUUUUUUAGUACUGCUCUUUCUGAUAACCAUUUUGUACUGCAAUAAAAAGAUCAACAUGU
Molecule: messenger RNA, 7611 nt
Organism: Siniperca chuatsi (mandarin fish)
Lineage: Eukaryota; Metazoa; Chordata; Actinopteri; Centrarchiformes; Sinipercidae
Product: phospholipid-transporting ATPase ID-like
Exons: 28
Coding region: 221-3853 (1210 amino acids)
Biological process (GO): phospholipid translocation; Golgi organization
Cellular component (GO): plasma membrane
Molecular function (GO): ATP binding; ATPase-coupled intramembrane lipid carrier activity; magnesium ion binding
Source: RefSeq, a predicted model, not a curated record